Lachancea dasiensis is the source of this 816-nucleotide messenger RNA. NCBI's taxonomy places the organism in Eukaryota, Fungi, Ascomycota, Saccharomycetes, Saccharomycetales, Saccharomycetaceae. The record is from the annotation of a GenBank genome assembly.
AUGGUAGCUUCGCAGGGUGUUCCUCGCCACUUCCAGGUUUCCAAAUUUCUGGAGAUUCUGAAAACCUCCCAAUUCGCAUGGUUUGUGGGCCAUGUGGUGGUUUUGACGUGCGCUUUGCUCUAUUUCCUCACUUUCCGCGGCGGUGCUUCAGGAUUGCACAACACGCUCUACCGUGUUUUAUACCUGGGUGUUAUUGAAUCCUUUGGUAUCAUCAUCUAUCAACAGCACUUUAGACAUCGUUCUGGUGCGAAUGGUACAGCUGGAGCUGCUGGCCCUUCUCCCACCAUCUUGCAACUGUUGUUGCGGGACGAUAACUCUAUGUACGUGGCCAUUGCGGUGAUGUGGUUCUUGACGCCCAGACUGACGGUGACCAUGGUUCCGUAUGUGGUGUUUUCGUUUUUCCAUUUCCUCACAUAUGUGAAGUCGGUCUUGUUACCUCAAGUCUUCGAUAUUGGGCCCGACUCGAGAAUUUCGGCUGCUAUUGACAAGUUCAUCCGCGAGAACAAUGACCGCUCCAUGGUGUGGUCAAGUUUCAGCGAGCUCGUGUGCGUUUUGGUUGUGCUAAUCCGUGCUUUGCUGUGGUUCCCAAGAUCCUGGAUUGUUGCCUUCGUCUUCAGCAUUUUCAUCAAAAUACGCUACGAAACGUCCCCCUACACACGCAGCGGGAUCAAGCGUUGGGAAGUCCGUCUCGAUGGCCUGAUGAGCCAUCCGGGCAUACCAGCCACCGUCAAGAAUGCCUACGUUCAUUUCAAGAACAACGUUCGGGAGCUACGAAAGUACAAUUUGUCUGGCACCCCACCUGCCAAGCACAUGUAA